UCGUGUUGCUUUAUAUACGCAGGCAGACCUGUGACAUUCACUGUUCUUAUGUCUGUGUCAACUGUAUAGCUAUCUAAAAAUGAACAUUAUACGGUCAUCUAUUUCCCGACUGCGUGGGAUAAACAAUUUCACCAGCAUCCCUGCAGGAAACUUUGCAAUACCUGGCAACUCUCACCUUAGACUAUUCAGCAGCUGGAUGGUGCCCACAGCAGCUGUGAGACCUACUAUUUCCAGAUGUGGGCUGCUUUCUUCACAAGCUGAGGGUUCAGGAGUGUUCCAACAGCUUCCAUGGCAAUACCAGCAGAUUCGGACAAAGAAGAGAGGUACAGAGUAUCAGCCCAAGAACAUCAAACGCAAGAGGACCCACGGCUGGAUCAAGAGGAUCAGCACACAAAGCGGCAUCGAGGUGAUUCUGAGGCGCAUGUUGAAGGGGCGGCAUUCACUCACACACUGAAGGACCUUGUCGGAAAACCUGCCAGUCUUUGAGAAAAAGACAUUGGCUCAGAAAAGUUGCCAUUGCUCAGGGUGCUGAGCAAAGACCCUGUGUAACGGUGAUACUGGGUGUGGGUUGGGUUUUGCUUUCCAUUACUCAUGGGUGGGGAGCAAAAGCUGGCCUUUGACAAAUAAUUUGCAUUUGGUAAAAAGAAGACUGGUAGUUUCACCCAGUCUUUUUUAUCCAUAAAGUUGUGUUUGUUACCAUUAAAUUAAUGUUUGUUUUUUUGCUUGUGUGAAGUUAAUGGAUGACAAAAUGAUCACUGUCAUCAUUUUUCCACAAAUGAAAACCAAAUUCUUGUUUAAUAUGAAAUAAAAACCACCCCUGAAGAAUUUAAA
Molecule: messenger RNA, 831 nt
Organism: Trematomus bernacchii (emerald rockcod)
Lineage: Eukaryota; Metazoa; Chordata; Actinopteri; Perciformes; Nototheniidae
Gene: mrpl34
Product: mitochondrial ribosomal protein L34
Exons: 2
Coding region: 80-454 (124 amino acids)
Biological process (GO): translation
Cellular component (GO): mitochondrial large ribosomal subunit; ribosome
Molecular function (GO): structural constituent of ribosome
Source: RefSeq, a predicted model, not a curated record